AACCUAUUGGAAUUCUCACAAAACCUCUACCUUCCCCCUCUGACAAGCGUCAAUAUCUUUCUUAUUCCUAUCCUCAUCCUUCUUCAACUCGUUAUUAUAUUUUUCAAACAAACAAUCAGCGUCUUUUACUGCACAGCAAAUCGGCCAUCCCGAUCUAUCAUCUCUCUCUCUGUGCUGCAAUUUAUCCCCUACACCACCAAUACCUUUCACGACAGAUGGCGCUACUUCGCUCAGAAUCAAACACAUACCUCAACGACCUUGAUUAUCACUCCAGCAGUCCUUCAAACAAGCCUUUGAACCUAACCGCAAAUACUCCUUUUGAAUCUUACGAGUUCGGUCAUCUAUCUCCUCCAUUCCCCCAUACUCCCUCAUACAAUGGAUCCUAUCAGAACUCUCCUUACUCUGGUCAUUCAGAGCUCAGCUAUGAUCCAGACGGUCCAGAGGCUUUUGGUCUCUUCGAACCAGAUGCAAACAAUGUAGUUUCUCGCGACGAAUAUGACCCCUCCGAGUACGAUCCACCAAACUCUUCCGGUUUGCUCAUGUUUCAAGGAGAAUACAUCCCUGACGUUGAUCACAACUCGCUUUCCGUCACUCGUGCUCCUUUCGAUAACCGUCCUCCAAAUGCUUUCGAUCAUAGUUCUCCAUCUAGCAACGGAGCAGGAGAUGAGCCGCGCAGUCGUGCUUCUUCAGUAUCUUCAAACCCACAAAUUCCCACGUCAUCCCCACGUCUUGAUAUGGCUCAUUCAUUCGAAAAUCUUCGUUUUGAAUCGCCCCAUUGGCAGUCCCAUAAUCUUCCCGGAGAUCGAUCCAUGUCUCCUCCAAGAAAACCCCAGUCUCCACCUCAACUUUUGAUUCCUGAUAGCAGUCCAGCCGCCCGUUCAUUGUUUCCACAGGAACCCCCAAUGAUAAACGCCCCAGACGGCGAUGGUGGUUUUACAUCCAGUGGUCCACAACUGCACAUUGUUCCUGCUACACCCAUAAGUGGCGGUGGAGCGGCUUCACAAGCGGUCCCUUUUCAAUCUACCCUGAAAACUCUCCAUCAAGGUUUGCGUCUUACGUCCGAACAGGAUCAACGCAAAAUGCGCCACAGCAACAGGCUGCGACCCCCCCUUGGGAUCAGCAACAAAUUCAGCAUACCGAAGGAUCUCAAUUACUCGGGGUGUCACAACAGGGUGCACAGCAAUUCUCGCACAGCCACUCUUCUCAUACACAGGGGCUGUCCGGUCUCGGUCACCAUCCUGAUCCUACAAAUACCAGCUUCUUGUUCCCGGGUACCAACCCCCGCAUUCGUAGUAAAUCCGAUACUUCAUCUUCUUUACGUCCAACUUUCUGGGACUCUUCUCUCAUGACCCACGAACAACUCAGAGCCAUCAAUAGUUCUGCUAUCGACGACAACGGCACCGUCAACCUCAGUGACGUCCUUCCGCAGCACCAACAAUCGCAGCAUC
Messenger RNA from Suillus bovinus, 1448 nucleotides. RefSeq lists its product as uncharacterized. Lineage: Eukaryota; Fungi; Basidiomycota; Agaricomycetes; Boletales; Suillaceae. The transcript is spliced from 2 exons. The record is from RefSeq and is a predicted model, not a curated record. Bases 216 to 1349 code for a protein of 377 amino acids.